AUGCUCACGCCUUCAACUAUGUCGGUGCGCACUAGGGGUGUAGCACGCCCAAGUGACAGCUGCAGGCGGCUGUUAUUCAGCACAACCCACGCCUUGUGUGCCGGCGGGCCUCUCUUCAACCUGGGCGGGCUGGGCGCUUCACGAGAAGCCCAGUAUCUUUCCAAGGAGCGCGGCAUCCCACGCACCGAGUAUUCGGCAAACAUACACCUCAUCCGCUCAAGCGAAGUCGAUCCGUUCGCCCCCGCCCCCGGGGCGACCCGGACCGCCGUGGCCAGGGCAGCUGCUCGGGCUCAAGCCGAAGCCGAAGCCGAACUCGCUUCAGGUGCUCUGAGUGCUGAAUUCCCCCGUGGUCCAAUGGCGCUGGGAGGCACUGCGGGCCUGCUCGCCCAGCUGCACGCUGUGAGGAAUGAGCUUAUCGAGACCAAGGCGGCUCUGUGCCGUAUGCAGGCCCAACGCGUGAAACCCGAGAAGUCGACGAGUGCCCGCCUGCUUGACAUGGCCUUGUUCCUCACAAUCUUGUUCAUCAUUGGCAAAGGUAUAGACAAGUGGUAUGCACAGUCUCCGCGGCCAACUGAUGACCUUAUCCGGGCACAAGCUGCACAGCCUAUCGCCGAUGAAAUCGAUGAAGCAACGGCGCAGCGCCGGAGAGAGGCGCCUGCUGAGGAACAAGUCCUAGCUGAAACUGGCCUGACGUCUUUCCAACGCCAGCCAGCCACGGUGCAGAGCCCAAGGAGCUCUGUGCUGAGCGGUCUCUUUUGGGCCAGGACAUGA
This is a messenger RNA of Diaporthe amygdali, 771 nucleotides long. RefSeq lists its product as uncharacterized. NCBI's taxonomy places the organism in Eukaryota, Fungi, Ascomycota, Sordariomycetes, Diaporthales, Diaporthaceae. The coding region runs from base 1 to 771 and encodes 256 amino acids. The transcript has a single exon. The record is from RefSeq and is a predicted model, not a curated record.